This is a messenger RNA of Varanus komodoensis (Komodo dragon), 2815 nucleotides long. RefSeq names its product solute carrier family 20 member 1 (gene SLC20A1). Gene Ontology annotation, cellular component: membrane. The coding region runs from base 420 to 2435 and encodes 671 amino acids. The transcript is spliced from 11 exons. Gene Ontology annotation, molecular function: phosphate transmembrane transporter activity. Gene Ontology annotation, biological process: phosphate ion transmembrane transport. NCBI's taxonomy places the organism in Eukaryota, Metazoa, Chordata, Lepidosauria, Squamata, Varanidae. The record is from RefSeq and is a predicted model, not a curated record.
ACGAGGUGUGCAGCCGGCAAGUUCGCCUUCAGCAGCCAGCCGGGCAGGCGCGGCCGACCGACCGACCGCCCGCCCGCCCGACCGCCCGCCCGCGUGGGAGAGCGGCCUGCUUGGACGGCGACCUGUGUCGACGGCGGGGCGCGUUCGCCCGCCCGCCCCGGACAGAGCUGCCGCGCGGCAGUUGGAUGCGGGUUCGGCGCCCAGUACCAUGGCGGCUGCGUCUGCGCUUCUCGUUUUAGCGAGCCAACGGACCUCGAGUAAAGGGACGGCGCUCCCUGUUGUAUAGCAAUAAUUUUCCGGCUCCCACCGCAGUAGUAUUUAAUUUUUGUAAGAUUAUUUAUUGUAGUAUUUUCAUACCUCAUUUUUGUUUACAUAUCGAAGUAGAAAGUAAUUAAUUCGGAACCACCCAGACUAGUAUCAUGGAUUCAGCAACACCUCUGACGGACCUUAUAACCAGCACAGUAGCAAGUGAGGCCUCUGGCCCCUUGGUGGGUUUCCUCUGGAUGCUGAUAUUAGGCUUCAUCAUUGCCUUUGUUUUGGCGUUCUCGGUGGGUGCUAAUGACGUAGCUAACUCGUUUGGUACUGCAGUGGGUUCUGGAGUAGUCACUCUCCGGCAAGCUUGCAUCUUGGCGUCUGUCUUUGAGACUGUCGGCUCUGUUCUUCUGGGGGCCAAAGUGAGUGAGACCAUUCGGAAGGGGCUGAUUGAUGUUGAAAUGUACAACUCUACCCAAGAGCUGCUCAUGGCUGGCUCCAUCAGUGCCAUGUUUGGUUCAGCUGUGUGGCAACUCGCGGCUUCUUUUCUGAAACUUCCAAUUUCUGGUACACAUUGUAUUGUUGGGGCAACAAUUGGCUUCUCUCUGGUUGCCAAAGGACAGAAAGGAGUAAAAUGGUCAGAGCUGCUUAAAGUUGUGUUGUCCUGGUUCAUCUCUCCUCUUCUUUCUGGCAUCAUGUCUGCUGUUCUGUUCUUUCUCGUUCGUAUGUUCAUUCUUUCCAAGGAAGAUCCUGUUCCAAAUGGAUUACGUGCAUUGCCCAUCUUUUACGCCUGCACGAUUGGGAUCAACUUAUUCUCUAUCAUGUAUAGCGGUGCUCCUUUGCUGGGCUUUGACAAACUUCCCGUCUGGGGCAUUGUCCUCAUUUCGCUGGGGAGUGCUGUUGUCUGUGCUCUCAUCGUCUGGUUCUUUGUCUGUCCGAGAAUGAAAAAGAAAAUUGAGCAAGAGAUCAAGCCCAGUCCUUCUGAGAGUCCCUUAAUGAAGAAAAAGACAAGCCUGAAAGAGCAGGAGGAAAGCAAGGCAGCCUCGGAAGAUGACCAAAGCCCGGCAGCCGAGGGGUCUUCCGUGCCUCACCGAGCUGCCGAGGAAAGGAUGGUCUCUUUCAACUUGGGAGACUUGGAGGAGAUUCCAGAGCGCGAGAGGCUCCCCAGGGUUGAGAUGAAGGAAACCAGUAUUGAUAGUGGAGCCAUGCAGCUUCCUAAUGGGAGUCUGGUGCAGUUCAACCACGCAGUCAGCAAUCAGAUGGGCUCCAGUGGGCAUUACCACACCGUGCACAAGGACUCUGGCCUUUACAAGGAACUUCUGCAUAAGCUUCACCUUGCCAAAGUCGGCGACUGCAUGGGAGACUCCGGCGAUAAGCCCCUGCGGCGUAACAACAGUUACACCUCAUAUACCAUGGCCAUCUGUGGCAUGCCUUUGGAUUCGUUCCGUACUAAAGAGACUGAGCCAAAGCCGGGGGAUGAGACGGAGAAGCUGACAUGGCCAGGGGCAGAUUCCAAAAAGAGGAUCCGAAUGGACAGCUACACCAGCUAUUGCAAUGCCGUGGCUGAUGCGCACCCAGCUGAUGUGGAUUUACAGAAGGCUGAGAUGGGUGUUGGCAGCCGGAAAGGCAGCAGCAGCUCUCUGGAUGAAUGGCAUGACCAGGACAAGCCAGAAGUGUCCCUCCUUUUCCAGUUCCUGCAGAUCCUGACAGCCUGUUUUGGAUCCUUUGCUCAUGGAGGAAAUGAUGUGAGCAACGCUAUCGGUCCUCUGGUUGCCCUGUAUUUGGUCUACCAAACGGGUGAUGUGUCUUCAAAAGUUGCAACUCCAAUUUGGCUCCUGCUGUAUGGUGGCGUUGGGAUCUGCACUGGCCUGUGGAUCUGGGGGAGGAGAGUCAUUCAGACCAUGGGGAAGGAUCUGACACCCAUCACGCCAUCUAGCGGCUUCAGCAUUGAACUGGCCUCUGCUCUGACUGUGGUCAUUGCCUCUAAUGUUGGCUUACCUAUCAGCACAACUCACUGUAAAGUGGGAUCGGUGGUCUCUGUGGGCUGGCUGCGCUCCAAGAAAGCUGUAGACUGGCGCCUGUUCCGCAACAUCUUCAUGGCCUGGUUUGUCACAGUCCCUAUUUCUGGCCUCAUCAGUGCUGCCAUCAUGGCACUGCUCAAGUAUCCCAUUCUAGGAGCAUGAAGCAGGCUUGCCAAAAUCCCCAUGGCUUCCCUGCACCAGCGCCUGUCUGCAUAUCCUUGCCAAAUGCCUGAAACAGUGUUAGAGUGACUCCAGGAAGAGGCAAGAAGAGGCAGGGUGUCUCCUUUGCUGUACCUGCUUUCCUGCAUAAUCUCUUUUCUUGGAACUAGAGAAGUCCCACUUCUCCAAGGCUGUGAAUUAUUGUGUCUACAUUUCUAUACGGUUUUUGUAUUGAGCUUUAACUUCAUAAUGUUGUCAUGAUGUAUCAUUUGUGUUCUCUGAGCAGAAACUUAAACCUGGCAAGCACAAGGAAGAGGGAGUGUCCUAGCUGAAAUAAGUGUUGGGGGGGCACUUUUAUAAAUAAAAUCUUUCUAAACAAAGAA